CCCAGCCUGCUCAAUGACUGUGUACAGAGAGCAAAGUUGUGUCCCAUAUGCAGCCCGUCAUCCCUCAUAGACGUGACGAAAUUCGCAAGACUUCUUGCAAAAUAAGUUACGUCUGAGGUAGAAAAGGUCAGAGGAUGACUCUAUGAUCUAAUUUCGAUCAAUUGGAAUUUUCCGGUAUUGAUUUCAAUCCAGAAGAGCAGCUUGCGCCUGGCUUCCAUAGCAGUCUACAUUAUAUAUAGCUGCGACUAACGAGGGAAGGACAAUAUGAGCUCUUUCCCAUGUAAACUUAGGUCACAUAUCAUCGUUCCUUCAAAGAAGCUGGCCUCGUGUUUGCUGCAGAUGCUCAAUCGCGAGCCCUAUCGCCGCCUUUUCACCGGCGAUAACCCCAACAAUGACGUUCCGGGAAAUGACGAGUCGCAGAACCUUGCCGAUAAUUUCCAGUUCGAUGAUGCAGACAUUAUCAUCCGUGCUGGUGGAGUUGAUUUUCAGGCUCACAAAUUCAUCCUUUCCCAUGUCUCCCCCAUAUUCAAAGAUAUGUUCUCUCUUCCCGGCAAUCAGACGUCGCAGAAGGGUGUGCCUAUCAUUGAACUCGUGGAAAGUGCCCAAGUCAUUCACGACCUCCUCUCCAUGCUCUAUCAUUCCGUCAACGAUCCUGAUUUCAACAACCUUAAUGAUAUACACCGCCUUCUUCUUGCUCUACGCAAGUAUGAUGUGGAGAAAAUAUGCAUGCGAGUCGCGAAGCAGUUGGAGGCAAAGGCAGCCGAGAGCCCUGGUCGCGUUUUCUAUAUCGCCAUGAGCUCAGGUCUAGUGGACGAUGUUGCUCGCACGGCUGCAUGGCACAUGCUAUCACAGAACAUUUUUGAUCUUGCCACCACUCACGUCCCCGAAUACAACCAGUUUCAUGUUGGGACAUUUCAGCAGUUACUUCGAUAUCAUGUCAAAUGUGGAGACGUAGCUAAGGAGCAAUGCAGUAACCUUCGGCCACAGGGACUAGACUGGAUAUGGCUCCAAUGUAGGACAUCUGACUGCAAAGGAUCUUUCAGUGAUCGUUUCCCCGAUACCAGCGAUGACCGCCUUCUGUCUUCGAGAAACCAGCAUCCGAGUGUGAAGCGAUGGUGGUUAGACUACAUCUCUGCCCUCGGUGAAAGGCUGAAAGUCCAGCCUCUCGGCAUUGACUACAGUGACGAGGGCUUUCUGAAGAAAUAUGCUGAUGGUGCAUCGAAGUGCAGCAUUUGUGGACCCCCUGCCAUGUAUCAGCUGACGAAAUUCAAUGAAGGAUUUGAGAAGCAGGUCAGGGCAGCAAUCGAGAAUGUUCCCUUGGAGCUUGAUGAGGAUGACUUUUUGCUUUGAGCUACACCUUACACAUGAACAAUGCCAAUUCGACAGCGACUUCUCGAUUCGAACGUGGGAUGAGAUCUUAUUCCAUUUGAUAUGUGUG
Somion occarium is the source of this 1438-nucleotide messenger RNA. The record is from the annotation of a GenBank genome assembly. NCBI's taxonomy places the organism in Eukaryota, Fungi, Basidiomycota, Agaricomycetes, Polyporales, Cerrenaceae.